GAUGCCCUGCAUUACAGGUAGAUUCUUUACUGUCUGAGCCACUGGAGAAGCCUGCACCAUCUGUAGUAUUUAGCUAAUACUGUUUUGUUUUUUUUUUAAUCCUCUGUUAAUGUGUAAAUUUCUUGGGGUGAAGGGUCACCUUGAUUGUUUCUGUAACUCCAGCAUCUAGCACUUCAUCGGUGCUUGAUGACUGUUUCAGCACACACACAGUGCUCAGGACACAGCCAUGAACAAAAUUAACUCCCUGCUCUUGUGGAGCUUACACUCCAGAGGGGGGAUGAAUACAAAGAGAAAUAAUUAAAUAUAUAUGGUGGUGGAAAAUGCUGUGGAGCAAAGAAGGAGGGACUGCAGUGUGGUCCGAGAAGGUCUCAAGUGUGACCUGGAUACACAGGUGGGUGAGCCACGUGGGUGCCCUGAAGAGCGGUUAGGUAUGUGAAGGCCAGCAAGGAGGCCAGAAGGAGGAGGAGCAGGAGAGGAAAACGGUAAACUAGGAGCCCUUGGAGACACGCCCUGGUGUGUAGAAACAGCUUGAGAUAAGAGAGAAGCCCAGCUGUGGCUCUCAGCAGGUUCUUCUGUGUGACCUUGAGCCUCAGUUUAAAUAGUCCCUUUGAAAUACCCAGCCCAGUAUCUGACACCUGGUAGCUGUGCUAGUUCCCUUCUUUGACCCUCGAGUAGACUGUGGUGGCCUGUGUGGGCAAAGCCAUUGGCAUAAAGCAGUCUGAUAUCACUAGAUUCAGCUCAGGUUGCUAGUGGCUCUGCUCUGCAACCAGCGUGUUUACCUUUUGGAUGAUGUUUCUGGUUUGCUUUUGGGGGAUGACCUCACCAGGUUCACCUCUAACACAUGAAGGCCCAGGGUGGUCUGGGCCUAUAAAUGAGCUGUUCGAGAUCCUUUGAGACAGCACAUGUAAUAGAGCUGAGGAUUCAGAGCCCGAGGACCCGAGUUUGAGACCUGGCUCUGCCACCUGCUGGCUUCAUAUCUUCAGGACAGUCCCCUCCUCCUGCCUUUAGUUCCUCUCUGGUAAGUGAGUCUCCAUUAGUACACAUUUAUUGAGAUUUUGUUAUGUUCCCGGGCACUGUUGACUAUGGAGGGGUGACUAAUACAGUAGAGUCUGUCCCCCAGAAGCUCACAGACAUCUAGGAUCACAGGUAGCCGGGUAGAGUAGGAAAGGGUAAGAUGUCCAAGUAUCCAACGGUGCCAGCCCCUGGCCUAGGCACCGUACUGAUAUGAAUUUGUGUGAUCUUUGCAAAUCCCCCAGUGAGGUACAUAUUCUGUUGUCCAGUUUAUAGAGGAGGAGGCAGAAGAUCAGAGAAGGUGAGUUUCAUGAGAGAAGAUGGAAACAGACUUCAUCCAACCAGACUUGGAUAAAGAACAUUCCACAGAGGCUGGUGAAGGCUCUUCCAUUUGGAACACAGUGAGCGUCUCUUUAAGAGGGGAAAUCUGUGCAGAGGAGAUAACAGAUUCUAUUCAGUCCAGUUCAACAAAGAGGGCACAAAGUGAAGUGUUGGGGCCCGGCCAGGCUCUGGAGGCCUGCAGCAGGGACUGGGGUCUGGCGGAUGGCCCCACUACCAGGGGCAGAGCUGGUCCAGACGCCGCUGCAGCUCUACCGAUACCUGCUGCGCUGUUGCCGGCAGCUGCCAACCGUGGGCAUCCAGGAGCAUUAUAAGCAUGCCAUCAGGCAGAGUUUCCGGGUUCAUUCGGAUGAGGACAACCCUGAGAGGAUCCAGCAGAUUAUUAAGAGAGCCAUUGAAGAUGCCGACUGGAUCCUGAACAAAUAUAAAAAACAAAACUGAGACUCCAGGGUGUAAAGAGUGCAGCCGACUUGGCGACGCUGACAUGGAGAGCUCUCGCUUCACCCGGCCCUGACAGCAGCAGCAGCCAUGCUGGGAUAUCUAUUGGCCUGGUUGGCUGGGAGCAGGAAAUCAGCGAUAGGAGAAGCUUGUCAUUUGCUCAGACUGCGCUUCCUGCCACAUUGGUGUCCCCAGCGUCCUUCACAUUUGCUUUUCCAGCUGGUGAUGAGGUGAGCUUUGGGGAGAAGGUGUUUUCUCACUUUGCUCUGAAAGUGACUCAUUUACUCUGGACAUCAUCCUUUGAGAGGCAGAGCUGGUAUCCCCUCACACAGCGGCCUGUGCAGAGGACAGGGCAUGGGCUUUACAAUCAGGCUGAUCUAGAUUUGAAGCUCAGCUCGGUGGCUUUUCAAGGGUGGCUUCAAGUCCAGUUCUUCCUUCGUUAGGAUUAGAUAAGAUGAAAUCAAAGAGCCUGAUGCAGGACAUGGUAUGUGGUGGGGCCAGUGAAUGUCCUCCUGAGGAAGCCGGCUCUGACGCCCUCGUGGUGCUCACGCGUCCCUCUGGCUCCCUCAGCAUCAGCUCUUAGUUCUCUGUGGGCUUGUCCUGUCCCAGCUUGUCACCCCAGGCCCUGAGCCCUCACAGUUGCACUGUGCCCGGCGGUCCGCCCAGCAGCUGCUCCUCCUGACACCGAGCCUCCCAGCCCAGAGAGACAGAAGCCCUGCUCUUUGUCUUCGUGGGAUCUGUCGUGUCUCAAUGUCGAAACGAAAAACGCCAGGGCACCUGCAGUAGACGCCGAUGUGUUCAGGCUGCCGUGAACCCGUGAUCUGUGUGACCAGCUCCUGCCUACUUUGGCUCCAUCUUAGAAGGAGAGGGAGGAGCAAGGAAGCAGUCGUGAGGGUCGUCGUGAGCCUGAAGUCUGUGGAGAAGGCAGACCUGGGUCACGUCCCAGCUCCACACACAGUGCUCUCGGGUAACUUACCUCGCCUCCUUCAGUCCCCGUUUCCUCAUCUAUCCAGGCAGUAAUGACCAUACCUACCUCACGGGGCCGCAGUGAGCAGUCAUAAGCCCUAAUGUAUGCCAAGUGCUUCCCCCAGGACCCGGCCUGGGGAGCCAGGGAGAAGGGAGCUCCUUUUCAAGAGAUUGAGCUCCCUUUCAAGGUCACAAAAUGACUAAGUUGGAUCUGUGAAUGUACCAAACCCUCUAGAUUUAAGAGGGGAAGGACAGCAGUAGGGGCAGAGGGAAAGGAGGGUGAGAGGGAGGCAGGGGGGAGGGCGAGCAGGGAACAUCAGGGUGACCGGCUGGAGUGGGCGGAGCAGCCAGAAGAUGCAAGGAGAGACCACACCAGUGGUGAGUGUCCCCCGAGGACUCCCAGCCAGAGGAUGAGCUUGCAGUCACGUGACUUACAGUGACUCAGAUACGCCCAUGUGCGCUCAGCUGAUCCGCAGAUCAUGAAGUAAAUACAUCAGAGCUCUGGUGUAUGUUCCCUACUGUGUGCUGUCAUGUUCGAUGUUGAGGGUUAGAGGCAGGCAGACAGAAAACUGCCAGGAGGGAUCAUUCUUUCAUGUUUUAAUUCAUUAAUUGAAAUGUAUGGUCCUAGGUAAAGAUAAAAUUUCAGAACUUGCAUGAAGCUUGAGGCAUCUCUCUUCCAGGUGGGAUCUGCACCAGUGGGAAACCUGCUGUCAGAGGAGGGGACCACAGGCGGGCCGCCUUUGCUAGCUUGGGGUGAGGGAGUAGCAGGGGGUGCCUGGCAGACGGGCAGUUUCACCAAAGGCUCGGAAUGGCACCACUUGCUCAGGAAGUCCCACGCUCUUCUGUGUGGUUGACACUGUGGACUGAAGAGACGGUUCUGCAGCCAUCUCUUUAUGUAAUUGUCUCCUUUCUGAGAGUGAACCCCUUGAGGGCAGGGGCCAUAUGCUGGUCGGUGCAAAAUCUUCUGGGCCAGCUGUGUGCCUGCUGCCCAAGUGGUGAACUUUAAGCAUUUGUUGAAUGGAAGAAUGAUAAUCCAGGCAAACUGAUACGCCUUUUUUGUUGGAGUGUUUAUUGCUUUCUAAUGAUGGGGGAUGCUGGGAGGUGGUGAUUAUUUCUUGGCCAACCACUAGUAUGUGUGUAUGUGUGUGUGUUCUUAUCACUGAUGCUCAAAUAAAGUCUUAAUACUAUUAUGGAAGUAGUUUUGACUUCGAGAAUCUCCUGAAAGGAUUUUAGGGAUUCCUUGAACUGUACAUGGAGUCCAUGGACUGCACUUGAAGAUCACUGUCUCUGUGUGUAAUCUGAAUAAACCAGAAUACUAAGAGGAUUUUUACCUCCUUUCUUGA
Odocoileus virginianus texanus is the source of this 4097-nucleotide messenger RNA. The record is from RefSeq and is a predicted model, not a curated record. Lineage: Eukaryota; Metazoa; Chordata; Mammalia; Artiodactyla; Cervidae.